Pogona vitticeps (central bearded dragon) is the source of this 3941-nucleotide messenger RNA. The record is from RefSeq and is a predicted model, not a curated record. Lineage: Eukaryota; Metazoa; Chordata; Lepidosauria; Squamata; Agamidae.
GAGCUAUGAAGGCAGGGAAGGAGGUCCUCCCGCGGGCGCUUCCGGACAGGAACUGGAAGGUACGCGCCUCUGUGCCUGAACUCUAUGGUUUCCAGCAAUCGCGCGGCCAGAGCGGCCUCUUCCGGAGUCUCUCGCGGCCGGACUUGGAAUGAGGUGAAAGUGAGUUGAUCUCUCCUUGCUUCUCUCUGGACUAAAAGGGAAUAACCAGAUUCCAAGUCUGUUUAACAUUUCCAAAGUAAUGAACAGAACCAUCAGAAUUAUACAGAGUCACCUAUUCUAUCACCAAACAGAACUAAGUGUGAAGCAGGUAAACACAACAACAACAACAAAAAACUAAACAGCCAGAAAGAGAGAAAAGACAGGAAAAAAGCUAGAAAAAGAAAAAUAUGCAAGUUCUCAGAAGGCCAAGGUUUAUGAAAUUGUGACAGCCCCCAGAAAGAAGGAAAGAAGGAAAGAACAUGUUCCACUGAGAAAAUGCAUUCCAGUGUACCUCGGAUUUGAACAAACAUAGAAUCAAGCUGAAGGAAAAACCAUAUCAAUAUAUGGAACAUGCAAAGAGUAUCAAAAUGAGCAGUAAUCUUAUUUCACAUGAAAAACUCCUGGUAGAGGCAAAGCAGUAUAAAUGUCUGCAAUGUGGAAAGAGCUUCAGCCAAAUCAGUCACCUAAGUACACAUCAAAGAACUCACACAGGGGAGAGACCAUAUAAAUGCAAGGAAUGUGGAAAGAGCUUCAAUCACAGCAGUCAAUUAACUUUACAUCAAAGAAUUCACACAGGGGAGAAACCAUAUGAAUGUAUUGAAUGUGGAAAGAGCUUCAGUCAAAGCAGCCAAUUAAGUUUACACCAAAGAACUCAUACAGGGGAGAAACCAUAUAAAUGCAUGGAAUGUGGAAAGAGCUUCAAUCGGAGUGACAGCCUGAUUUCACAUGAAAGUACUCACACAGGGGAGAAGCCAUUUGAAUGCACGGAAUGUGGAAAGAGCUUCAUUAACAGCAGUCAGUUUAGUUCCCAUCAACGUACUCACACAGGAGAGAAACCAUAUAUAUGCAUGGCUUGUGGAAAGUGCUUCAUUAACAGCAGUCAGCUACAUUCCCAUCAAAGAACACACACAGGGGAGAAACCAUACAAGUGCAUGGAAUGUGGAAAGAGCUUCAGCCGCAGUAGCAACCUUAGUACACACCAAAGAACUCACACUGGGGAGAAACCAUAUAAAUGCAUGGAAUGUGGAAAGUGCUUCAGUCAGAGUGGUCAGCUUAGUUCACAUCGCAGAACUCACACAGGGGAGAAACCAUAUGUGUGCAUGGAAUGUGGGAAGUGCUUCAGUUGCAGCAGCCACCUACGUUCACAUGAAAGAAUUCACACUGGGGAAAAACCCUAUAUAUGCAUGGAAUGUGGAAAGAGCUUCUGCUCAAUCAGUCACCUAAGUACACAUCUACGAACUCACACCGGUGAGAAACCAUAUAAAUGCAUUGACUGCGGAAAGAGCUUCAGCCACAACAGUACACUUACUUUACAUCAAAGAAUUCAUACUGGUGAGAAACCAUAUAAAUGCUUGGAAUGUGGAUUGAGCUUCAAUCGAAGUGACAGCCUUAAAUCACAUCAAAGAACUCAUACAGGAGAGAAGCCGUAUAAAUGCAUGGAGUGUGGAUUGAGCUUCAGUCACAGCAGUCACCUAAGUUCACAUCAAAGAACACACACAGGGGAGAGACCAUACAAAUGCAUGGAAUGUGGAAAGAGCUUCAGUAACAGCAGUCAAUUAAGUUUACAUCAAAGAACUCACACUGGGGAAAAGCCAUAUAAGUGCAAGGAAUGUGGAAAGAGUUUCAGUCAGAGUGGUCACCUAAGUUCACAUCAAAGAACACACACAGGGGAGAGACCAUACAAAUGCAUGGAAUGUGGAAAGAGCUUCAGUAACAGCAGUCACCUUAGUUCACAUCAAAGGACUCACACAGGGGAGAAACCAUAUACAUGCAUGGAAUGUGGAAAGAGUUUCAGUCACAGCAGUCAUCUAAGUUCACACCAAAGAACUCAUACUGGAGAGAAACCAUAUAAAUGUAUGGAAUGUGGAAAGAGCUUUGUUUACAGCAGUCAAUUAAGUUCACAUCAGAGAACUCACACAGGAGAGAAACCAUAUGAAUGCAUGAAAUGUGGAAAGAGUUUUGUUUACAGCAAUCAAUUAAGUUCUCAUCAAAGAACUCACACUGGUGAGAAACCAUACAAAUGCAUGGAAUGUGGACUGAGCUUCAAUCGGAGUGACAGCCUGAGUUCACAUCAAAGAACUCAUACAGGGGAGAAACCAUAUAAAUGCACCGAAUGUGGAAAGAGCUUCAAUCGGAGCGACAGCCUGGGUUCGCAUCAAAAAAUUCACACUGGAGAAAAACCAUAUAAAUGCACGGAAUGUGGAUUGAGUUUCAUUCGGAGGGAUAGCCUGAGUUCGCAUCAAAGGAUGCACACUGGAGAGAAACCAUUUGAAUGCAUGGAAUGUGGAAAGACAUUCAGAAAAAACAAUCAGCUUACUUCCCAUCAAAGAAUUCACAAACAACAAACCAAAUGAAUGCAUGGAGUGUGGAAAAAAGCUGCACCAAUGGCAGGACCUGCUUUACACCCAGGGGUGAAAGCACAUCAGCUGCAUUGAAAACAGAAGGAGCCGCAGUAAUAAUGGAAACCUUGUUAAAUGAGAAAAGUGUGGCUUUUAAAUUCUAAGUGCUAAUGUUUAAAUAUGUGAAAUAUGGAAAGGAAUGUCAGAUCCUACUGGGCACUCUUUUUUAAAUUGCCUUCCAGCAGAACCAUAUAAUUCACAGGAGCUUGUUCAUUGGUAACUGCUAACAAAAUAUUUUAGGUUUGUUGAUAGCCAGGGGAUACAAUUAGUUUUCACUUUGUUUAUAUUAUUUUAUUUUAUUGGAUACUUUGUAUUUAAUUUACACAUACAUCUGAUAUUGUUGAAUAAUUAUUCGUGUGUUGUCUUCAUCUUUUUGUGUUUCAUUUUUCCGCCGGCAAGCAAGCUUUGCAAACUUAUGCCAAAUUUACAUUGUGAUUUUCACAAAUAGGAAUUAACAAAAAUGGAGUAUUGUGGAAUACAGCAUAUGUGGUUAUAUCAUUUCAUAAUGGUUUCACAAAGCAGAGAGACAUGAUUAUGUUUUAAAUUGUCUACCGCAUCUAAAAUAACUCUUGGUAAUCCAAAAUGAAUAUAAGCAAAGAAAUGCAUGAGAGAGCUGCUGAGACAUCUCUGGAAGUUCAACUUUAGUUCCAUGGUAAUAUGCAUAAAAAUAGCCUGACUCCUUGCAGUCACAUAAAUAUUUCAGAAAACCUUUGAAACAUAAAAUCCGUAAGAGAAGAUAAAUCAUGACAUACUAAAGUUCAGCGGUGGCGAAUCGUUUUGGAGUCGUGUGCUGCCAGCACCAGUUGCUUCGGAUCUGCCUGCCGAAGCGCCAGCUGCAGCCGCCACCUGAGGUUUGGCUGUGCGGGAGGAGUAGCAAUCUGGCGACCUAUGGCUCGUGUGCCAGCAGAAAGGGCUCCGCGUGCCAGCUGUGGCAUGUGUGCCGUAGGUUUGCCAUCACUGCUAUAGUUUAACAUAGCACUUAGCAUCAAAAGCAACAUGUCCUCACCCAGCAUAAUCAGUAUUCUAAAUAAGGCUGUCAUCCUUAUCUCUCUCGCUCAUUUUCAUGAAUGAGAGCUUUUUUGGCUAUAUAUAGUUAACUCUAAAUGAUUACUUUUGUUGCUGGCUGGGUAAGGCUGUUGCAGAUCAGUGGGACAUUUUAUCUCUUGGUUCAGGGCCGAUUGCUAAUCAGCAAGGCAGUAACAACAGAUAUAAACAGCUCUGCCUUUUUAUCAAACAAGAAAUAUAUAUAACAUAUAGGUGUCUGCGACGACCAUCCCACAUCACUCAUGCCAUUCAUAGUCAUGAGCUUAUGAGAGGACUGGAGAGAAAAUAGGUAGAGAAGGC